UACAUUACCGUUUUGUGCUGAUACAAUCUCUUGGACGCCUGAUUCAAAAGGUAUCUUCUUUCCACAGACUGUGCCUUCCAACGAAGGUACAAAUACGGACCAUGCUAAUAAAAUUCAGUAUCACGCUCGGGGAACGGAUAAUUCCAAGGACGUAACAGUCUUUGACUCAAAGAAUGCCGGUGAAUUAGGAAAAGAUACAUACUAUUUCACCCAAAUAAGCCGUGAUGGCCGUUGGCUAGCUGUUACUGGCUAUUAUGAAGCAGCUCAAUACAACAUGGUUUCCUACGCUACCCUUCUGAGCGAACAAACGAUUUCCGAGGAUAUGAAAUGGAUAUCCUUGGCACCUUCGUACGACUUCUCGUUGUUCCCAAUCGGGUUCAUCAAUGACGAAUACUACUUCCAAACAAACAAAGAUGCCCCAAAUUCAAAGGUUGCAAAAAUCAAACUUGAUUGGAGUAAAGCACGUCAAGUGAAAAAAUUUACAGAAUUACAAGACCGUCCACAGGUGAUUGAUGUGAUUCCAGAAAGGGAAGAUGCAUUAAUGCAAACAUUCUCAGGUCCUUAUCUCACUGCCGGGAAUAAUAUCUUGAUCAUUUAUGUUGAGGACGGAAGUAAUGUCUUACAUCUCUUUUCUGCUGAGACUGGAAAGGUGAUUCAACAAAUCAUUCCUCAUGAAAAAGGCACAGUAACCGAGGUGCUGGUUACUCGAAGCAGAGAAUCAUUCACUCUCUCGCUCCAAACUUGGGACACACCAAACAAGAUAUUCGAGCUAAAAUGGGACGGCUAUCAAUUCGAUACCACAACAGUGAGCGUUAGUCAAAUCAAAGGAACAAAUCCGGAUGAUUUUGUGAUUGAAGAAUUACAUGCAACAUCAAAAGAUGGCACUCUUGUGCCAUACUUUAUCACUUAUCGAAAAGGAACAAAUAGAAACGGUAAAAGUCCGGCUUGGCUUCAUGCUUAUGGAGCAUUUGGAGAAGUUGAUAAAUUUUAUUAUAAACCGAAUUAUUUUGAUUUUUUGAGAAGUUAUGAUGGUUAUUUCAUUUGGGGCACGCCACGUGGUGGAGGUGAUCAGACGGGAGGCUGGCAUGAAGCUGCACAAGGCUUAGAAAAGCAAAAAACGUUUGAUGAUAUCAUUGCAAUAGCAGAAGAGUUGAUCAAUCAAAAUUUCACUUCAGCCGGGAAUAUCAUUCUGGAAGGCGUUUCAGUCGGUGGAACAGCUAUGGGCGCAGUGAUGAAUCAAGCAACAGAUCUGUUUGGCGUUGUUCUGAUGACGAGAGCACCUUUGGAUAUCUUUCAACUCGAGACACGCAGCAGUAUUGGCUCUGGAGUGGCUGAAGAAUUUGGAGGUGUCAAUACACCUGAAGGCUUUGAUGCAGUGAUGGCAUGGUCACCAUUACAGAAUCUCGACCCUGACAAACCUUAUCCUGCAGUACUCCUGAUCCCUGCUCAAAACGAUGAACGUGCACCUCCUUCGAGCAAUUAUAAGUUCAUUGCCCAGCUGCAAUACGAUCAUCCAAGUUACAGCAAGCCAAUGCUGUUGUAUGUCGCUCAAAAUGAUAGACGUGUCCGGGCAGACCUUCUUGCAGGCAGCACUCAACUUUGUCUCAUCGAACAAUCACUUGGUAUUUCGAGAAGGAAAUCAUGAGCAUUAUAAUAUACUAAACUCGCUUAAUGCUAAUCAUUCAUCCAUUCAAUCAUGUUUCAUUGGUCUAUAACUCUCUCUUAUUCCGGCAUUCCCGAUCAUUUUUGGCCAUACGUGACAGCUGUAUUUCCUUCUUCCGUGAUUAUUUUUGAUGCUGUGCAGAUUCAAGUCACCGAUCCAUCUGCAUGCAGAAAAAAGACAGGGAUCGUGGGAGAGAAUCUUACCGAGAGUAUAAGACAGUAACUCAUUAUUAUAUAAGUGGCUUUCCUAGAGUGAGAUAUUUUUAAGGGCACAUUGAGCAAUCACAGCCACUUGACAAGGUGGUCAAGUAGGAACGAUACUCCUUAUCGUUGCAUUUAACACGUUGAAUGCCAAGUCUUGAAAGUGUAGCACUGUAUCAGUGUAAGAGGUUGUCUUGCUAUAAAUUAAAAACGCCAACGUAUUUUUGACAUGAAAGGCUAAGUUCAAGC
Messenger RNA from Meira miltonrushii, 2112 nucleotides. RefSeq names its product alpha/beta-hydrolase. The transcript is spliced from 3 exons. Gene Ontology annotation, cellular component: cytosol. Gene Ontology annotation, biological process: proteolysis. The record is from RefSeq and is a predicted model, not a curated record. Gene Ontology annotation, molecular function: serine-type endopeptidase activity; oligopeptidase activity. Lineage: Eukaryota; Fungi; Basidiomycota; Exobasidiomycetes; Exobasidiales; Brachybasidiaceae. The coding region runs from base 275 to 1645 and encodes 456 amino acids.